Kogia breviceps (pygmy sperm whale) is the source of this 858-nucleotide messenger RNA. RefSeq names its product single-pass membrane protein with coiled-coil domains 2 (gene SMCO2). NCBI's taxonomy places the organism in Eukaryota, Metazoa, Chordata, Mammalia, Artiodactyla, Physeteridae. The record is from RefSeq and is a predicted model, not a curated record.
AUGGCUCUCACGAAGCUAAGUGUCAAGAUGCUUCUGCAGAUGAAGCCAGUUAGGAAGGAGCAAGAGUUGACAGAGAAAAACAAUGGCUUUCUCCAAAACAUCGAUGUGGCUGAAGGCGCAGUGCAGAAUUUGCUAAGGGAAUUUACCAAAAUGGACCGCAUCUUGGACAGAUCAGAUGAUGAGGACAUUUUCUCUGAAAACUCUCAAACUGACUUCCUUCGUGAUUUGGAGACUAAAAAAUGGUAUAUUAACCAUUACCGUGAAAUGACUGAUAAAGAUAAGAAAUAUCACCAUCGAUUAUUGGACGAUAUGUUGGAGCUGGAGGCUGGGCAUGACCAGGACCUGCAGAGUGAACCGGAUGAGCAAGAAAGAGAUCAGGUUCAACAAGAAGAUUCCCAGGCAUCCACAUCUUUGCAGUUUUCAAAGGAGAACAUCCCUGAAUGAUAAGCCCUGGAGCAACAUGUUCUCCAGCUAAACCACUGGAAUACAAAGAUGGGUCCACAAGUGAAAGAACUUGGAGCUGAUCACAUAGGCUGGAGGGAAAAAAUUAAAAAUAUUCUACAAAAAAUAAACCUAACAGAAAACACAGUGAAGAGGAAAUGUGCACUGAGGAUUUUCAUCAUGUAUGUCCUCACCUUCACUGGACUUUCAUGUUACAUACUAUUUUUUGAUGCUACGUUUAUCUUUGAAAAGGUGCUCUCUACAAUGCUUGGGUGCUGCAGAAUGUGGGAACUGCGGGAGUUUAUUGCCCCUUUCUUGAAUUUGGAAGUGCAAGACUUGUUACCCCCCCAGAGACACUGUUACCCUACUGACUUUCUUCCUAACAAAAUUCUGGCUGUUCUUAUAUUACAGUGGUAA